AUGCCUAGAGAAAUUAUCACCGUACAAGCUGGACAGUGCGGUAACAGCAUCGGCAGCCAAUUCUGGCAGCAAUUAUGCCAAGAGCAUGGCAUCAGUCAGGACGGGAAUCUAGAGGACUUUGCGACAGAAGGAGGUGAUCGAAAAGAUGUAUUCUUCUACCAGUCCGACGACACAAGAUACAUUCCACGAGCUAUUUUCAUUGAUCUGGAACCUAGGGUUUUGAACAGCAUCCAGUCAGGCCCCUACAAGAAUAUAUACAACCCUGAGAACUUUUUCAUGGAGAAAGAGGGCAAAGGUGCCGGGAACAAUUGGGGUGAUGGAUACCAGAUGGGAGAAUCUGUAUAUGAGGAAAUGAUGGAAAUGGUGGACAGGGAGGCUGACGGAAGUGACUCGCUCGAGGGCUUCAUGAUGCUGCAUUCAAUAGCGGGAGGAACCGGUUCGGGCCUGGGCUCUUUCAUGCUCGAAAAACUCAAUGAUCGGUUUCCCAAGAAGAUUAUUCAAACCUACUCGGUAUUUCCAGACACAACAAACUCUGGCGACGUCGUUGUCCACCCUUACAACAGUCUGCUGUCUAUGCGAAGAUUGACCCAGAAUGCAGACUCUGUUGUAGUGCUAGACAAUGGAGCAUUGUCCCGAAUCGCAGCAGACAGGCUACAUGUACAAGAACCAUCUUUCCAGCAAACUAACCAGCUUGUCUCCACGGUCAUGUCUGCCAGUACAACUACCCUUCGUUAUCCAGGAUACAUGCACAAUGAUCUUGUCAGUAUUGUUGCCUCAUUGAUACCGACCCCACGCUGUCACUUCCUAAUGACCUCGUAUACACCUUUUACUGGAAACAAUGUCGAGCAAGCUAAGACUGUUCGGAAAACAACUGUACUCGACGUCAUGCGCCGCCUUCUCCAGCCUAAAAACCGAAUGGUCUCAACUGUCCCAGGGAAAAAGAGUUGUUAUAUUUCUAUACUAAACGUCAUUCAAGGUGACGUGGAUCCUACCGACGUACACAAGAGUCUUCUGCGAAUCCGAGAACGCAGACUUGCAACAUUCAUCCCUUGGGGACCAGCCAGUAUUCAAGUUGCUCUGACCAAGAAGAGCCCAUACAUUGAACAGAACCACCGGGUUAGUGGUCUCAUGUUGGCUAACCACACGAGCAUCGCAACGCUUUUCAAACGUAUUGUUCGACAGUAUGAUGGAAUGCGCAAACGAAAUGCAUUCGUAGAGGGGUAUAAAAAGACAGCCCCUUUUGCCGAAAAUCUUGACGAAUUCGACGAAGCCCGCGAAGUAGUCACAGAUCUCAUCGCAGAGUACGAAGCAGCUGAGGACGCAAAUUAUCUGAAUCCGGAUGCCGGUGGGACAGAAGCUACAGGAUUCCAUAAAACUUCCAACAUGCCAGAACAAUCCAAGGCCGACCGCAUCGCCGAAGUUCAAUCCAACCUUCCACUCCCAGAAGACCCUCCAGUUGCCUCUGACUGGAACUCAGCUGAUGCGCGAACUGUAAACGUUAAGGCUGGAGAGAGACAGGUCGAACUUCCAAGCGGUCGUGAUGAUUUGACAGAGCCCCAAACAAAGGGAAGCGGUGUUAGAGAGGAGGGUGGAAAGGAUUUCAGUGAUAUCGGACGACAGGCAACAGAGAACUUAGAUGGGCUACCUAAGGAUGCUACUAAGAAUUAG
This is a messenger RNA of Glarea lozoyensis ATCC 20868, 1668 nucleotides long. Its product is annotated as Tubulin nucleotide-binding protein. The coding region runs from base 1 to 1668 and encodes 555 amino acids. The transcript is spliced from 9 exons. The record is from RefSeq and is a predicted model, not a curated record. Gene Ontology annotation, biological process: mitotic spindle organization; mitotic sister chromatid segregation; microtubule nucleation. Gene Ontology annotation, cellular component: spindle; gamma-tubulin complex; microtubule. Gene Ontology annotation, molecular function: GTP binding; structural constituent of cytoskeleton. Lineage: Eukaryota; Fungi; Ascomycota; Leotiomycetes; Helotiales; Helotiaceae.